AUAUUAGGAGAGCAAUUAUUGAGAUAACGACAAUUUCUAUGACAAUUUUUGGUUCAGCGUUGUUCAUUUGGCAAGUGAAGAAGGGAAGAAAUAAGAGAAAAGGGCAAGACCUACUAACAUUUGAUGUUACAAUGAGUCCAGCACAUGCCGAAAACAAACAAUCUAAACCAAGACGACAGGUAGAACAUGAAAAGGAAGUGGAAAUUCCAUUGUUCAGUUUUUCAAGCGUAUCCGCUGCAACAGAUAACUUCUCCUUCUCAAAUAAACUUGGAGAGGGUGGUUUUGGCCCUGUUUACAAGGGAAAAUUACUGAAAGGGGAUGAUGUAGCUGUUAAAAGGCUGUCGAGAAAAUCUGGGCAGGGUUGGGAUGAGUUAAAGAACGAAGCAAUGCUAAUCGCCAAACUCCAACACAAGAAUCUUGUGAAGCUUCUUGGUUGCUGCAUUGAAGGGGAUGAAAAGAUUCUAAUCUACGAAUAUUUGCCCAACAAGAGCUUAGACUCUUUCCUCUUUGCUACCAAUGCAAUCUUCACUCUACCAUGGGAAACUCGAGUUCGAAUCAUCCAAGGGAUUGCUCAAGGCCUUCUUUAUCUCCAUGAAUAUUCCAGGGUUCAAAUUAUUCACAUGGAUUUGAAGUCCAGCAACAUUUUGUUGGAUGAGUAUAUGAACCCGAAAAUUUCAGACUUCGGGAUUGCCAGAGUUUACGGAGGCACACAACAAGAAGCAACCAAUCCUAUUAUUGGAACUUAUGGUUACAUGGCUCCGGAGUAUGCUUCGGAAGGCGUCUUCUCAGUGAAAUCAGAUGUAUUCAGCUUCGGAGUUUUGUUGUUAGAGAUUUUAAGUGGCAAAAAGAACACCCGUCUCUAUCUCGGCAAUUCUGUCAAUCUUAUUAGAUAUGCAUGGGAUCUCUGGACAAGCGAUAAGCCAUUGGAGUUGAUGAGCACUGACCUGCAAGGUAAGUAUUGUCCAAAUGCAGCUAUUAGAUACAUCAAUACUGCACUCCUUUGUGUUGAGGACCGAGCAGCCGACAGGCCGACCAUGUUGGAUGUUGUCAUGAUGUUGAACAACAAACUUGCCAUAAUACGUUCUCCGGUGCUACCGGCUUUCUCGAAUGUCCGAAGUGGAUUGGAUUUGAGUCAGAGUAAGCAAGAGAUAUCCGAGAAUAAACUAACAGUGUCGGUGGUUGUCCCUCGAUGA
Messenger RNA from Hibiscus syriacus, 1193 nucleotides. RefSeq names its product G-type lectin S-receptor-like serine/threonine-protein kinase B120. The coding region runs from base 39 to 1193 and encodes 384 amino acids. The record is from RefSeq and is a predicted model, not a curated record. Gene Ontology annotation, biological process: protein phosphorylation. Gene Ontology annotation, molecular function: ATP binding; protein kinase activity. The transcript has 6 exons. NCBI's taxonomy places the organism in Eukaryota, Viridiplantae, Streptophyta, Magnoliopsida, Malvales, Malvaceae.